Molecule: messenger RNA, 2526 nt
Organism: Anopheles gambiae (African malaria mosquito)
Lineage: Eukaryota; Metazoa; Arthropoda; Insecta; Diptera; Culicidae
Product: odorant receptor 46a
Exons: 5
Coding region: 23-1189 (388 amino acids)
Biological process (GO): detection of chemical stimulus involved in sensory perception of smell; sensory perception of smell
Cellular component (GO): plasma membrane
Molecular function (GO): olfactory receptor activity; odorant binding
Source: RefSeq, a predicted model, not a curated record
GCCCUAUUCAACCUAUUAAAAAAUGUUCUCGUUGGGCAAAUCUCACCAGUACCUCGAGCUGAGCUACAAUCGCAUCUACGAAGUGUUUCAUUGGUUUCUGAAAAUUUGUCUGCUGCGCAUCUUCGACGAUGACUUUCUGGUGGCCCGCAUUCCGACCACUUUGUUUCAGUUUCACGAAACGGAGCUGGUCAUUUCGCUCUGUAUCAUUCUGCUGCAUGCGUGCAGCUACCGGAACGAUCUCGACACAAUCAUACUGAGCGUGUCGGCGUUUGUGUCCGCGUUCGAGCUGAUGCUCAAAAUCAACGGCAUGGUCUAUCGGCGCAAACAGAUCGCGGCGAUGAUCCGUACCGUGCUGAGCGAUCGCAGCUCUCUGAACGGUCCGAUCGAGGCUGCCAUCUGCGGGAAGUAUCUGCGCUUAGCAAGAAAGCUCUUGCUGGUCACAAUCCUGUCCUACCUGACGACGGGCGCAAUGCUGCUAAUCUAUCCCGUGCUGUCGGGUGGGCUCGCCGACCGAACCCUUCCACUGGGCUAUUCGAUACCGUUUGCUGACUACCGCACCCAUCCCUGGUAUCUGAUCAACUAUCUGCUGCAGAUCGUGCAGGUGCAGUGGGUGGCGCUGGUGUUUGUGGGGCUGGAUGGUCCCUUCUAUCUGUUUGUGUGCUACUCGGCCUCCCAGCUGGAGAUAUUGAUUGUGUAUCUGCGCCAAAUUGGCGAAAGUCCCGAUAACGUGCAGGAGCAGCGACGAUUGAUGCGGAAGGUGUUUGAAAUCCAUACCGGACUUUCUCAAUUCGUUGCUCGAUGUUCCAGCAUCUACCGGGAGGUGUACCUGAUGCAGGUGCUCUGCUCGAUCGUCCACAUCUGUGUGUCGUUGUUUCACAUUCAGAUCAAGUUUAAAAAUGGUUCAUACGGCAUGCUGCUGACUAAUGUGAACAAAAUAUGGCUAUUCUGCUACUGUGGUGAGCUGGUCGUGAGCAAGGCGGCCGAGUUCAGUACCGCCGUGUACGCGAAUCAAUGGUACCGGCUGUGGAAUCGACGGGAUCUGCAGGACAUUCUGUUUAUGCUGCGGAACGCCCAGCGCAACUAUGGCUUCAGCAUCGGCGGGUUUGGCUUUCUGUCCUUUGCCACCUUUACAGCGGUUAUGAAAACUGCCUACAGCUGUAACGCCUUCCUGCACCGGGUGAUGAACUGAAUGUACGGCAUUAACGACCGUCAAAAGGAUACAAUCAUUGCUUAACCACCUUAAGGAUUGGCACCGUAGCACCGGCAGAAAAGUUUCAAACUCAACCAGUGGCUUCGCGACACCUCACCCACCUUCACGCAGCCGCACAAAAUAAAGUAAUUUGCAUAACACCGGUGCCGGAAAUUGUUUUGCCAACCGCUCACAAAAAGCUGUUUUCUCACCCGUUCCUUAAUUUGGAAGAACAAGCCGCCCGCACGCUCCUCCCCUCCCACAAAACAGUGGGUGGAAACAGACUUGAAGGUUGCUGAAGUUUUGAAAGAAGUGAUAAUGAGUUUUGUCUGUCGUUUUGGUGGCGAUAGUUCGUGUGGCCAAAGCCGCCUUCUGCCUUGUCGCCAUGCGCUUCAUCUUGACAGUGGGGCGUUAAAAUUCGUCACCAACCACUAAUCGCUCCCAGCUCUGACGUCACGACACUCCGUCGUGGAUCUGUUUUGCUGAGUCGUUGUGUGUGUGUUUAUGUUUGUGCCUUUGCCCCUGCCUGGAGCUAUCGUUCGCUUCUUCUCUUUUCAUUUAUUAAUCGAUUUCGUAAUGUAAAGUACAGUCACCUAAACAAGCGGGCAAACGAAGGAAAAUGAGUCUCACAGAACGAGCAAAGAGUAGCAAAAGAAAAUGUACCCACAAAUAUAUCUUCAAACAUUUUUCAAUUUCCAUCAUCAGCAGAGGUGCAAUUUGUCUUCGUGCAAGGUUUCCACCAAACCCAUCUUGCAAAGAAAAUAAAUAAAUCCUGCCACUGUGUGCUACCCGAACCUCUUGUGGUUCGUUUGCUUCACUUUUCGGCAAUACUCAGUCGUGGUUUGCCAUUAAAAGCUUUACCUACAAUAACGGUGUGCGCGGGUGUGUGUAUUUCUUUUUUUAAAGCCAUUUUUUUCUCUCGGGGACAGAUCGAUCCAUUACCCUGCACAAACAAAGUGAAUUGGCGAAAUGAGAACCAUUGCUUCCGGUUGCGGUUGUAUGACUGUUAGAAAUGAUUUGAAUUGCUGAUGAGUUGUAGUGUGCUUUUUUCUCAACUCUCUUCUUAUACGGUCCCGUUUUGUCCCAUCCCAUGAAGAGGAAAAGUCAAAUUAGAUUCUGCAGCCUUGCGGGAUCGAGCGCCAAUCUGGCAGAUAUGUAGUGGUGGUGCAAAUUUAUUCCACCAAAAAUGAAAACGGAAGCUGCGUGAAUGGCGGCAGCGGCGGGAUAGAGGAACACAGUACCAGCGACGUGACAACCAUCAACGAUGCAUCAAUCGUAGUAGCAGGCCGGUGGAAGCAAGCAGCACUCCCGAAAGCGUAAGCGGCGAACCUCCGUUG